Molecule: messenger RNA, 1070 nt
Organism: Archocentrus centrarchus (flier cichlid)
Lineage: Eukaryota; Metazoa; Chordata; Actinopteri; Cichliformes; Cichlidae
Gene: knstrn
Product: kinetochore localized astrin (SPAG5) binding protein
Exons: 9
Coding region: 274-942 (222 amino acids)
Biological process (GO): mitotic sister chromatid segregation; spindle organization; regulation of attachment of spindle microtubules to kinetochore
Cellular component (GO): microtubule plus-end; kinetochore; centriolar satellite
Source: RefSeq, a predicted model, not a curated record
AACUGAAUUAUCAUUAACAACAGUUUGUCGAUUAAAAUUGCAAAACCUCUAAUUCUGUUUAAGAAAAAUUACAACUCUUUUGAGGACUUUGAGUACCGAAAAGUACUUUUAUUUACACAGGAAAUAACGUUCAAACAGGAAGUGAUCACAGAGGGCGGGAUGUUUUUAAAAAUUGUCAGGCUCGGUUUUGGCUGUUGACAAUUGAGCUUAUUUUCAACGGAUCUUCAGAGGUGCCUUUUGUCAUUGCUGGCAUUAUACAGUUUGGGAGCAGCCAUGUCUUCAAAAAUUCCAAGAGGUGUACACUUACCUGCAGAAACAAAGAAAAGUGGCCAUAAACAUGAAUCCAAAGACACAGCAACUGUACCCACAACAACCAGUGCUGCCCAGAAACCAGAUGGUGUCCUUAAACCCCAAAAAGAAAAUGUACCAAGGAAAAACAUUGCUCCGAAAGUUCAGAAAGGGGUCUCCACCAGAUAUGGACAACAAGCAGAGCUCAAGGAGCAAAAUCAGUAUCUGAUGACUGCCAAUGAGGAGCUGCAGAAAAACCUCUCAGAGACACAGCAUAGAGUAGCUGAGCUGGAGCUGCAGUACAGUGAUCUGCAAAAAGAGAAUGCUGAGGUUCAGAGAAACCUGAAGGACUGUCAUGCUCUUUUGGUUGCUGCCAACAUAGACCCAGUUUUAGGAGAAAGUGUUGGAGAUGCUGUGCGACAGAAUGAAGAUCAGAGGAAAGAAGUUAUGAGCAUCUCCUCAGACCUGCUUAGUGAAUUAAAGGCCUUUGGUGAUAUUGCAUCACAGCAACGUGCUCGACUAGAGGAAAUCCAGGCAACAAUGCGAGACCUCAAGGAAGCACGGGAACAAAUGAUUCAGGAAAGGGAGAACUUUUCCUUGGAAGCAGCUGAGAUGGAAAGAGCUCUCAAAGAAGCAGAAGCACUUCUACUCUGAAAGCUUUCAGGAAUCUCUCAAUUUAAAAUAUGCUCAUUGAAAAAAAAAAAACCCCCUUUGUAUAUAUAUUUGCAAAUAUGUGUUUUAAUGCCAGCGUGAGUGAAACUGAAUAAAGAAUUCCUAUUUCC